Molecule: messenger RNA, 351 nt
Organism: Strongylus vulgaris
Lineage: Eukaryota; Metazoa; Nematoda; Chromadorea; Rhabditida; Strongylidae
Source: the annotation of a GenBank genome assembly
AUCCUCAGUCGACCAUACCGUUUCGACUUUGAAAACAACGAAGAUGAAGAGAGAGCGAUUGCUGAGGCGAUUGCCAGAGAGGAGGAGCUCAUGCGACAGGAGGAAGUCGACAAAGGCGGACCUCCAGAACCGGGAGCACGAGAUCCGGCUGGAAGGCCUUAUGACGAAGAUCCUGAAGAACAUGCUCGUAUGCUACCAUCGUCCGCGCACUUUGGUUACAGCCUUUAUUCACAUCCAGCACUUUCACGAUACCCCUCUAACCUGACAAUCCAUAAGGAUGACACCGCUGACACUCGGAUAUCUUUUGCAGAUCUUGGAAACGAUGGUUAUGCAAGUGUGUCGAUGGGAUAA